Messenger RNA from Drechmeria coniospora, 1842 nucleotides. RefSeq names its product malate dehydrogenase. Lineage: Eukaryota; Fungi; Ascomycota; Sordariomycetes; Hypocreales; Ophiocordycipitaceae. Bases 1 to 1842 code for a protein of 613 amino acids. Gene Ontology annotation, cellular component: mitochondrion. The record is from RefSeq and is a predicted model, not a curated record. The transcript is spliced from 5 exons. Gene Ontology annotation, biological process: pyruvate metabolic process; malate metabolic process. Gene Ontology annotation, molecular function: malate dehydrogenase (decarboxylating) (NAD+) activity; NAD binding.
AUGCCCAAGCCAACAUCACGGUUCGACCACCUUCUCUUGAGUACCAGCGGUCCCGUCGACUGCGCCCUUACCGGCGAGGCUGUCCUCGGCUCGCCAUUCUUCAACAAGGGAUCCGCCUUUCCUCUCGACGAGCGAAAGCUCUUCAACCUCUGCGGCCUGCUGCCGCACAAUGUCCAUUCCCUCGACACCCAAGUCCAGCGCGCACAUGAGCAGUACAUCGAGCGAGCCGAUGACCUCGACAAGAAUACAUUUCUGACCUCGCUAAAGGAGCAGAACGAGGUGCUGUAUUACAAGCCAGUCGACGAGAUACCGGCUGACGAAACACAGUUGCUGCAAUGUAACCUCAAGUCCAUGUUCAGCGUCGUUUAUACUCCCACCGAAGGCGAUGCCAUUCAAAACUACUCGAGGCUUUUCCGCCGACCCGAGGGCUGCUUCUUGAACAUCAACGACGAGGAUCGCGUGCUGCAUGAUUUGGCGCAAUGGGGGGAGUCGGAGGACAUCGACUACAUUGUCGUUACCGACGGCGAGGAGAUUCUCGGCAUCGGCGACCAGGGCGUCGGCGGCAUCCUCAUCUCCAUCGCCAAACUCGUCCUCGCCACCCUGUGCGCUGGCGUCCACCCAAACCGCUGCCUGCCCGUCGUCCUCGACUGCGGCACCGACAACCCCCAACAUUUGAAAGACGAGCUCUAUCUCGGCUUGCGGCAAAGGCGAAUCCGUGGACCGCGCUACGACAGCUUUGUCGAUACCUUUGUCCAGGCCGCCCGCAAGCUGUACCCCAAGGCCUACAUCCACUUUGAGGACUUUGGACUGCAUAACGCCCGGCGGCUGCUGGACCUAUACCGCCCUAGCAUGGCAUGCUUCAACGAUGACAUCCAAGGGACAGGCUGCGUCACCCUCGCCGCCAUCAUGUCUGCUCUGAAAGUCACAGGCCAAAGUCUUGGUGACGUGCGCAUGGUCGUUUUUGGAGCUGGCAGUGCCGGCGCUGGCAUUGCGGCCCAGGUUCGAGAUGCCAUCGCGACCGAGGACGGUUUGAGCCACGAAGAAGCCUCUGAGAAAAUAUGGUUGAUUGACAAGCCAGGCCUCCUCACCACCGCUACCGAAAGCUCGGACGCGCAGCGAUCUUUCCUCAAGGAUGCAUCCGCCUGGCGCGAAAAGCAUACCGACCUCCUCACCGUCGUACUACACGUCCGUCCAAACGUCCUCAUCGGCACAUCCACCGUGCCGGCCGCUUUUACGCACGAGAUUGUCCAGGCCAUGGCCCAAUCCUGCGCGCGACCCAUCAUAUUCCCCCUUUCCAAUCCCACCCGGUUGCACGAAGCGACGCCCGCCAACCUCCUCGCCUGGACGCACGGCAAGGCGCUCGUCGCCACGGGCUCGCCCUUUGACCCCGUCCGCGGUCCGUGGGGCCCCGGGGGCGAGGAAGUGACCAUCGAGGUCGCCGAGUGUAACAACUCGGUCGUGUUCCCGGGCAUCGGGCUCGGUUGCAUCCUCUCGCGCGCGACCCGGUUGACGGACAAGAUGCUUGUCGCUGCCGUUGAGGGCGUCGCCUCCCUCAGUCCGGCUCUCAAAGAUCCGACGGCUCCAUUGCUGCCGGAUGUCGAGGCCGCGAGGGAGGUGAGCGUACGGGUCGCCCGCGCCGUGGUUCAAGUCGCCGUCGAGGAAGGCGUCGCGACCGAGGACGGCAUUCCGGCCGACAAGGAGGACCUAGACGACUGGAUUCGGGCCCAGAUGUGGGAGCCCACCUACCGGCCGCUCCGCCUCGUCGAGAUGGAAAAUGCGACGCGAGCGGCGAGGGGGGAGUUGCGCAAGGCCGGCACCGCGCGACGAGGCGGUCGCCCGUAG